This is a messenger RNA of Anastrepha ludens (Mexican fruit fly), 1836 nucleotides long. Its product is annotated as cytosol aminopeptidase. The transcript is spliced from 3 exons. NCBI's taxonomy places the organism in Eukaryota, Metazoa, Arthropoda, Insecta, Diptera, Tephritidae. The coding region runs from base 111 to 1772 and encodes 553 amino acids. Gene Ontology annotation, cellular component: cytoplasm. The record is from RefSeq and is a predicted model, not a curated record. Gene Ontology annotation, molecular function: metalloaminopeptidase activity; manganese ion binding. Gene Ontology annotation, biological process: proteolysis.
UAACUUUAAAAUUUUCUUGCUCAAAAAUAUACAUAAAUCAAUUUAAAUAAAAAUAAUUCGCUGUUAUAUUUUAUAUAAGAUUUUAUUGUCUGCAUAAAAAACUGAUCAAAAUGUUUGGUCUUUUGCGCUCCAGUUCGUUUGGCAAUAUUGUCAAAACUGUUUGUCGUAUCCUGCCUCAGUACCGCACAUACGUCUCGCCGGCACUAAACCAAAUGUUGCAGCUGCAACAAACGGAGAUAUGUGCAGAUCCUCCGUCUCGCGGGCUAGUGCUGGGUGUAUACGCCGACGAAGAAGACAAAACCGAUUCGGGUAUUUUGACCCCGGCUGCUUGGCGUUACAAUGUUCAAAAGACGGCUGGACGUUUGUUGGAAGUGUUGCGUAUAUCGGGACCUAUGCCGAAACGAGGCGAAACGCGCAUUUUAUUUUCGGUCGAGCCUGAAAAAAUUCCCUACUACUCGGCUGUGGCUGUUGUAGGUUUAGGUAAGGAAUGCUUAGGAUAUAAUUCUUAUGAAGUGAUCGACGAGCAAAAGGAGGCGAUACGAAGAUCAGUUGCAAGAGCGUGCAUGGAGUUGGCUUAUCUUGACACCGACCGUAUUGAGGUCGAGAAUUGUGGUCACGCUGAAUCAGCAGCAGAAGGUGCUGCACUGGGCGUAUGGGCAUAUCAAGAGCUGAAGGACACCAAGCGUCGCAUUGCCGUUCCCUCUAUUGAUUUGUAUACACACAAGGACGAGAUAUGUGAUAUUGAAGGUUGGCGUAUUGGGUUGCAAAAGGCCGCAGCUCAAAAUCUGGCACGCCAAUUACAGGAAAUGCCUUCUAAUUUACUCACUCCCACCGCAUUUGCACAAACCGUCGUCGAAGUUCUAUGUAAGUCGGGAGUGAAUGUGGAGGUGAAGGUCGAGGGCUGGGCAGAGUCCCAGUCAAUGCACGCGUUCCUGUCGGUGGGUAAGGCCUCCUGUGAGCCACCGAUUUUCUUGGAGCUCAGUUAUUAUGGAACUUCAGCCGAAGAUCGACCGAUUGUACUAGUGGGACAAGGUAUCACUUACGACUGUGGUGGUCUUUGCUUAAAGAAGUUACAAGAGAUGCUCCAUAUGCGUGGCGAUAUGACAGGCGCAGCGGUGGUGGUAGCUGCAUGUAGGGCUAUUGCAGGUUUGCGUUUACCGGUGAAUAUCCGAGGUCUGAUUCCACUUUGUGAAAACGUUAUUGGUUGCAACUCCUUCCGACCUGGCGAUUGCACAAAAUCCAUGAAUGGAAAGUAUAUCGAAAUUCAGGGCACAGACCAUGAAGAUGUGCUUGUGUUAGCCGAUGCACUUUUAUACGCUCAAAACUUCUGCCCCAAGUUCAUAGUGGAUAUAGGAACCACCUCGGGUCAGAUGCGGCAAGCUCUGGAUGAAGCCGCAUGCGGUAUUUUCACAAACUCAGAAAUUCUUUGGCAACAAAUCAAACAUGCCAGUAUGCAUACUGGUGAUCGGGUGUGGCGACUACCCUUAUGGAACUACUAUUCCAAGCUAGUGACGCACAGUGACGCCACCGAUGUGCAGAAUUAUGGAAUUGGGCGCGGGGGUCGUCCAUGCAAAGCAGCUGCCUUCUUGAGAGAGUUCGUUCCCUGUGGACAAUGGAUGCAUAUCGACGCUACUAACGUUAUGGUGACCAAUGGUAAGGCCUUCGAGUACAUUCGCAAGGGCAUGGCUGGGCGGCCAACUCGCACUUUGAUUGAGUUUAUUGCACAAACCAUUUGCAAAGAUACAGCGCCAAAACUGAAUCCCAAGAAAUAGAUGACAAUAUGAGGGGAAAUGAGGACAAACUCAGUGAAGGCGAAGCGAUGUUUGAGUUUUUUUU